AACGAUAAGCGAAAAUAUAUCCCAGCAUUCGUAUGAUCCGCUCAAAACCAAACACUGAACCGAGGUCAGAACAUGCACCUUCAGCUACUCGGAAUAACUAUUCUUCUACGGAUCGGAUCUGGUAGAUCCGAACCCUAUCCCGCUGAAAACACACUUUCAAGUGAUUCGUCUGACGAACAGUGCGAACCGCGUAUCGUCAACGGAACAAAUGCUAGCUCCGGUGAUUUUCCAUUUGUGGUGUCACUUCGUAAAAAUGGAAGUCACUUCUGUGGUGGAACAAUUGUUACGAACCGUUGGAUCAUGUCCGCUGCCCAUUGCUUUCCCUACAAUGUACCUUUCAGUAAGGUGGAAUCGUCGGUGCAAGUUGGAAGAACGAAAAUAGCAAGGAAAUUGGACGAAUCAGUUCACUCCAUCCAGGGAGUUAUCACACAUCCUCUGUACGAUCAAAGCAAUAGUAUGAUGAACGAUAUUUGCUUAGUUCUGCUGGUCAGUCCGUUGAAGUUCUCGGGUUAUGUUCAACCGGUGCCGCUGCCUCCGGUUUGCAGUGAAGCCGACGACAAUCGAAGAGUUACGGUGGUUGGUUGGGGAAUAACUGAGAACGAGGGUAAACCAUCUAAAAUUCUGCAGAAACUCGAUUUGCAAGUUAUUACCAAUAAAGAGUGUAGCUCCCGUCAUCAAGCAGUUAUUCACGACAGUCAAGUUUGCGCUGAUUCGCAAGGAGGCGGGAAGUCGGAGUGCAAAGGCGAUUCUGGAGGUCCGCUAAUGCACAACGGAGUGCAGAUCGGGAUCGUGUCGUGGAGUUUGAAACCCUGUGGCAGACCAAUGCCGGGAAUUUUUACGAAAGUUUCGCAAUAUAUAAAGUUUAUCUAUAUGUAUACGGAUCUGGCACUAAGCGAUGUAACAUUUUCAACAUGCUCUCGUUUUAAUAAAGAAAUUUGCACGAAAUGCUUGAGCCUGAUGACGACAUAUAUUAAGUUGUAUUUGAUAAAUCCGAACUAUAGGUCAAAUAAGAUCAUCCACUCGGAAGGAAAGCUUUAGUUGCCUUCAAGAAGUUUCUAGCAUUAAUAUUUCAAAAGAGUAAUUUUGUCACGGGUUCUGAAUAAAACGCCGACGUUUUGUAAUGAACCCAUACAUAUUACACUUGAGGUUGGCAAAACUGUAUUAUCGUGCAACAUGAGACCAAUCUAUGUCGCCAUUCACCUCCGAUACAGAACUCCUAUUCCUUACCUCCCCGCGGUGCCAACCGAGGUACAGGUCUCCUUUUGCCAUUUUUGCUUAAACUCGGGACUGGAUCGGGUUCUAUCCCCAACUGCUGUCAAUUCGUUCACUUCGACAGGUGCGACACGUGCGUGAACUGCUAGUGUAUCCGUCUUGCAGAGUGUAUCUUUCGGUACAGUUAAUGGUUAUUUUGAGCAGCUCAAAAUUAUUUCUUGGUUUUCUUUUGUAAGUUCGGUUUGUAUACAACCUUCGAUUAAUAUUUUCUCUCAAUAAAUAGUUGUUCGGAAAUCAGCCCCAAUAAGAGCUCAAUCUGACUAGUAUUGAUGAUCAAUGGCCAAUACGUACUUAAAAUCCGUGGCGUCUGUUUUUAUGAAUCUAACGAUCCUUUGUAUUUCCCGUCAAUGUUCGAUAUUACCGUUCGUAUAAUUUCACAAGCAAUCUGAUUUGGAAUAUAUGAAACACUUUCCUUGUUUUAUAACAUCUCAAGCUAUCAUAACUCUGUCUGUACAACGUGCCACUCGGUAGUUUUCAACCCAAAAAAAUAUAUCGAACAGAAGAAAUAGCGAAUUCUGUCCAAAUACUGUUGCAAUAGAUAGUGAUCCUGCCCAUUACGCAGAUAAGAUAAACUUUCCUAGGCAAUACUCCCACGGUCGGCUGUGUGGAGUUCAAAUUGGUUUUGUUUAGAAAACACGAUACUCUAGGCAGCCGGCUACCCACAGUUUAAAAAGAACUUUUGGUUCUAAAUAAGAUUUUUUUCUUUUUCGAGUGAUCAUGUACUCGAAAACCAACUAAACUACUACCUAAUAAACCAUGGUCGCAUCGCUUGCUUGGAGCGAAUCCUAGACCAUAUACCCUUCCAAACGACCAACUCCGCGACACCUAUGGAAGAGUCUGAUGAGUCGUCUACCUUCAGUUACCUUACCCGUGAAUGAUGGAGAUGGGGGCGGCCGGCAAUUAUGGCUAUCAUGCUGUUGAUGUUUUAAUAUGGGUCGGAAUGGCAUGAAUUCCUGCUUACCACUUCCUAAGCAACUCUUAUUUGAUAACCAGCAGUCAAACAUGAUGAAGUCAGUGUGCAAUCCGCCAAAAUCAUCGUCACAACGCAACGCAACGAACCCACACAUAUUUCACUUGACAUCGAGUGAAGUGUUUCUACUACGGAAUAACUUUUGUAAAAUUUUGGUACUCAUCCUCUACAGGGUUUCAUAGGCCUCGAGUUUGCAGUAUGUAAGAAUCAUAUGUAUGGCAAGUAUACAUCUGUUCCGAACACUUCAAGCGCUGAUGUAUUCUACGCUUCCAGUUUUUUUGCCUUUUGCUCUGAAAUCUUGUUAUCAGAUGCCAACCAUUGCUCUCGCCGACGACGAUAGUCGUAUUUUGGGGCGCGACGCUGUUCAUUCGGGAUACCUCGAAUCCCACACCAAAGUCGACCAGGCAACCGUGAGCCGUUCCGAUACUGUUCAUGGGAUUGACGAAAGGCUCUUCCUACACGACAACAUGGCUUCCCUCUCUGCUGUACCUGAUCCGUCCACCAAAAACAUCGAGCUUUACUACCAGAAUGUUGGUGGCUUAAAUUCAUCAACGAACUGCUAUUUGCUCACGACCACGGACCACCUUGACCGAGACGUGGCUCGACAACCGUACUCUGUCUCGCCAGGUCUUUGGUUCAACAUUCGAUGUCUACCGCUGUGACCGCAAUGCCCUUAGCAGCCACAAGACAUCAGGCGGUGGUGUGCUUAUCGCCGUUCGCUAUGGUAUAAAAGCCCGAGUAAUCAACGAUGAUCGGUGAGCGAGCUCCGAGCAAGUGUGGAUAUCAGUGAAACUUGCCGAACGCAAUCUGUUUCUGUGUACUCUGUAUUUUAUACUUGACAGAAUUCAUUAUUUCAGCCAGAUCGAUGUACAGCUUUCCUUCGUUUCCUACAUCACCUCGAUCGCCGUCCCAUCUGACGAAAUUGUUAUACUGGGCAAUUUCAACUUAUCUGACUUGACGUGGUGCCAGGCAAGUCUAUUACUUUUCUAAGAUUGGAUAUCGAAAAAUCUGCGCUUAUCAACAAUGCCAGUUGUAUUCUGGACAGCUACAGCAGGGCAACUCUUCGGCAAAUCAAUAAUGUCAUCAACGAGAAUGGACGUCCAUUAGACCUCAGCUUUGUAAGUGCCCGGGACUAGGCACCGUACAGCUGCACUGCUCCGACUCCUUUAGUUCAGCAGAUGCGUCUCCAUCCCCUAUUACAUCCUGUACUCGCUGGUAACUUUGAAGUGAAUUUUUUAAGACGUCUCAAGCUGUACCUAUCGUCUACAAUUUAAAAAAACGCAACUAUAAAGACGCGAACGAAGCAGCGAUGACGUUUUCUAAUAUUCUUAUCUACCGUCAUGUGCCAAUACGAACAAUUCGUACCAAUCAACACCCUCUCUGGCAAUCAACCGUCCUUUGCAGGCAUUGUAAUUCUCACUUACUCACGCGAGAAGAAGCUUAUCCGAUGUUCAACUUUUCCAAGAUAAGAUAAGUUGCAAAAUUUUUCGUCUCCACAAAUAGCGUGAAAAUAAUUUUCCGGAUAAAAUUUAUUUGAUUUUUUCCUUCUCACCGGAGAAGGUAUAUUUGAAAUUCGUGGAAAUCAAUAAAAGCGUCAAAAUUUACAUAUAAUUUCAAAGAAAGGCGGCAAAAAAGUACGAUAGACUUGUUUUUUCGUGGUUUGGAAUAGCGACAGCAAGGCAUCGAGUGCAAAAAGGAUACCGUGAUAAACUCAUUCGCUCAUUCUCCGGCGGUUUUAAUUAUCCGGAGUGCCAAUAACUUUGUGAAAAUGUGAGUUUUUAUUGUCGCAGUAGCAAAUUAUCCGGAUGUAUUUACUCAAAUGAGCUAUAAAUGCAAUGCCUGGUCCUUAGAUUAUUAAAAACUGCCAAACGAGGGGCAUUUGAAAAAUUCUCGAAAUAAUAUAAGACUUGCAUUAGGAAACCAUUACUUUUAACUCAACCACGAAUACAAACAGCAAAGCAGAUGCACCUUUUAAGACACCAGCGAAACGUCGAGCGUCCACAGAAAUCUACGCCCAAGUCGUUUUGGAAAUAUGUGAACGAACAACGAAAAGGAUCCGGCUCACCAUAUUGUAUGUUACUAAAUGGAGUUUUAGGCACCGACACUAAGAAAAUUUGCCAACUGUUCUCCGACAAGUUUUCAUCUUUUUUUUCAACGAGAGCCUUCCACAACAACAAGUCGCUGCCGCCACCAGCUUAACUCCUUCUCUAGGACGAACCAUCAACCGUAUUUGCGUCGAUCAUGCUGCCAUUCUUACAGCAAAUUCCAAGCUGAAAACAUCUAAUUCCCCGGGCUCAGAUGACGUUCCCUCGAUUGUUGUCAAAAAGUGCAUCAGCGGGCUUCUUGGACCACUUCGGCGAGUCUUCGUGCUAUCACUCAUUACUAGAACUUUCCCUUCCUGCUGGAAAGUAUCGGACAUGUUUCCAGUUCAUCAAAAAAGAUAAUUUUUGGGGAAUCUCAGGUAUCAAAACUAUUCGAGCUGGUUCUUUUAGACCCUAUUUUCUUUCACUGCAAACACUACAUUGCAGACGAACAACACGGUUUUAUGCCUAAAUGAUCGACAACGACCAACCUGGGGCGACAUUAUGGAACCAUUUCGAAUCGACUUUUUCUUACAAGCUUGCAUACAAUAAACCUUUCGUUUCGAGAUGCUCUCGUUCACAACAUAUGUACUCGAUGGAUUCGCUGACGGACUACAAACAUUGAUCUAUCUGCUGCGUUCGUUAAAAUCGACCAUGAUAUCGCAAUAGCGAAGUUGGACAAACUCGGUAUUCAUGGACAACAACGCUGGUUUCGUUCCUACCUCGAUGGAAGGCAACUCCAAAUUAGCAUUAAGGACUGUCUAUCUGUACCAUUCUUAGCUAAAUCCGGUAUCAUACAAGGAUGCUAUUUAGGUUCAGUAAUAUUUCUCCUCUACUUUAAUGACGUCAAUAUCAAAUUACACAAAUUACAAGGACCCCGCCUUUCUUUCGCCGACGACAAGAAUUUUUUUCGACAAAUACGGGAUAAAACCGAUGCCGAGCUUCUUCAGAGGGAACUGGAGAGCUUUACUACGUGGUGUGAUUUAAACAGAAUGGUUUUAAACCCGAGUUAAUGCUCAAUCGUUACGUUCACGCGGAAACGCCAUCCGACUCAGUUUAACUACCAUUUCUUCGACUCGAGCAUUCCAAGACAAUCUCACAUCAAGGAUCUCGGAGUCAUCAUGGAUUCGGAACUAACGAUCAAACAACAUACUUUAUACAUCGUAAAUAAGACGCUAAGACAGCUUGUGUUUAUAUUCCGAACAGCGAAAAACUUCAUAUACUGUCUUGAAUCGCUUUAUUGCGCGUUGAUCCGCUCAACGUUAGAAUAUCGUUCAGCUGUUUGGAAUCCGUACUACCAGAACGGGAUUGACAGAAUCGAGGCUGUCCAAUGCCGGUUCAUGCGCUUUGCCCUUCGACAUAUUCCAUGGCGAAACGGAUUACAACUGCCGAGCUAUGAAAACCGUUGCCAGCUAAUACAGCUCGAUACACUCAGCAUUCGGUGGAACUGCUCUCGAGCCCUGUUCGCCUCCGACUUACUGUCUGCCAGAGUGGAUUGUACUACAAUUCUAUAACGCCUGAAUCUUUAGGCCCGCAUUCAAACACUGCGUACUAACUCUCUUCUGCGACUACCUUCUUGUAUGUAAGUUCUGUUUCUGUCCGGGCCCUACUGGGCGGCCAUUUUUUAACAGCCAACAUCUGCCAUUGCAAAAAUCAAAACAGCCCAAUGCAAAGGCAUGGACUAGGCCCGCAAGGUUCACUUGCAUGGCUACUUUGAAGCCUGUACACAUCGCUAGUUAUCCUCCAGUAAAAGUUAUGCUAAGACGCCAUCUUGAGCCAGCGAAACUGUCAAAUUCUUGAGCCAAUUCAGCUAUCUAUUUCUUUUUAGGAGUACUGCUAGAUUUUAACAAUGGGAAAAAAGUGACAGCACUGCCCAAUCACUUGGAAGUGAUUUUGUAUUCGUCCAAUAGUUUUCAAAAUAUUGCAGUAACAUAUAGUAUAUUUAACAGGAAAUCGAAGAUAAUCGCUCAGUAAGUCGUUUCUUCUGUUGUGUUAUCCCAGUCAAAAAGGGCAAGUUGCUGGCUAACGGGGGGCUAUUUGCCAACUCGGAUGCGCUAAUUGCCCUUCAAUUUGCCAGCAAAUUGCUGGCGAAUAGGGGGCUAUUUCAAAAGCAACAUUUGGACGAUUUGUCGCCGUCAUUUUUUUGCCGCCCUACCCGCCUUUAAAUCGCUCACGGAACGCGCCCUUUGUUGCCUAAUAUGAAAAUUACACAUAAUAUUUAUUUUCGGAUUCAUUAUCUACUCACAGAAACACCACCAAACUAUACGAAGAAUCAAUGGUGAAAAUGAUAUUGAACACCAAAACAUACCACAAUCGGAUGUUCAUUAAAAUUUUAGGUCAGAGAUCUUGUUCUAUUAUACUUACACACGAUUCCACAAUUUCCCACAUUCGUUGGCUUAGUGAAGUGCACGAAACAAACAAAAUUCAAGCGAGAACAUGCCAAUUUGUAAAAAAAAAAAAACAAUUUAAGCUUAAGCCAAACAUGAACCGCCGUGUUGGAAAAACGCGAAAAACAACCAAGUCCAUUUCAGCCGCCAGAAAAAUUGUCUAAGUCUCGAGUACUUUUUCAAAUGGACGUAAGUAACAAUGAGAGAUUCUCUUUGAGGUCUUUCUCUUCUGUUCAUUACUCGGCCAUUUCAACAUUUACUACUCUACUCUUUGCAUAAUAUUGUAGUAAAAACCGUCGGCUUUCGAUAUGUACUGGAAAAUUAGUACAAAGUGUUGUAAUGACGCCGUAAUAAACGAAAGAGAAAGUAAACAAAGAGAGGCUCUCAAUGUUACUUACGUCCAUUU
Messenger RNA from Topomyia yanbarensis, 7116 nucleotides. Its product is annotated as chymotrypsin-2-like. The coding region runs from base 73 to 1038 and encodes 321 amino acids. Lineage: Eukaryota; Metazoa; Arthropoda; Insecta; Diptera; Culicidae. Gene Ontology annotation, molecular function: serine-type endopeptidase activity. The record is from RefSeq and is a predicted model, not a curated record. Gene Ontology annotation, biological process: proteolysis. The transcript is spliced from 2 exons.